GUGAAGCGCUCAAGGCAGUGCUGGCAUAAGGCCGGUUUGCGUCACCGUGACGCUGCAGGCAUACUGUCAUACUGAACAGACACAACUCAUAAUUUCACUAUCACUUCUUCACUCUAUUCUUUGUACGCGCUACAUCUUUUACAAGUUCAUCCCCUUUCGUUUCACUAUGGAUUCGCAUGAACUUAUCAAUGCGCAAUUCCAUCGGGCAGUGGAGAUAGUGCAGGGCCUCCCAAAGACUGGGCCCAUACAAACUGGCUAUGAGGAGAAACUGACGAUGUACAGCUUGUACAAGCAAGCGACUCUUGGAAAUGUCCAAGGCGGUCGUCCAGGCAUGUGGGAUAUGCUAGGCCGGGCAAAGUGGGACGCAUGGGCAAAGCAUAAGGAUCUUGAUCUAUAUGAAGCCAAAUGGCUUUACGUGGAUGCUUUACUGAAGGUUUUAAGUAAAUACUCGGACAAGACCGUUGCUCGUGACCUCAUGAAUGAACUCCAGUCUUAUGGUGGUGACCCGUCAAAUCUCGUGAUGAGCCAUUCUCUUCCGAGGUCGCGGUCCUACUCCCGGUCGUCAAGCUCCAGUGCCUCAGAUAGCGAUAUUCAUCGAAUUCCCGGUCAAUUAUUUUCCUCUACCCUUCCAGAGGCCCAAUAUACUACACAAUUAGCAGUUAUGGAGGACAGUGGCUCGAGCUCUGAAAACGGUGAAUCAGGCGACGAACCACACGAACUCACAUCCGUGCGUGAGCCUGUUCAACAGCCAAGACCACUUUCUUCCAUGUCUUCAAGAUAUCGUACUCCUGCAACGGGCUCACAUGCCAUGUUGCCACCACUUGCUGGGCUCGCAAAUAUUCCACCGAUGCAACCAAUGCCCACAUUCCAGACGCAAUCCGCCUUCGUUAGUCAAUCAGCACCAAUAGCAUCCUCUUCUGUAUACCCUCCACCAGGACACUAUUCUGGGACGUACCAGUCGCCCGAGUUUGCACCGCAGAUUCAGUCGGCUCUCUCCCUCCGAGGGAGUCGGUCUCAUGGCGCUGAAGCACCUAUACGAACACCCUCACGGUUACCCCUGGAGCAAGCCGUCGAAAACCUUCAGACGCACCUUGCCGCAAUAACAGAACGGCUCGAUAUGCUCGAGUCCCAGGUGGUGCAUCCGCAACGAUCCACCGCUUCGCUUCCCCUGAAAAGCUCUUCCGGUAGAGGCAGUCCGACGGAUAACCGUCCUGAAGAACUCGAAUGGGAUUUGGAUGAUAUGGGAAUGUGGUCGUUUGUUCUGAAGCCAUUGUCACGGAUGGCACUGUCAUUGAAACAGCUGGUUAUAUUUUUUGGUCGAAGCGAGAACCGGUCUCCGGUCCUCACUAUUGUGCGGAGACUGUUACUUGAUAUAUCAUUUUCUUUAGCAGUUCUCGGGUUGCUGAGACUGACGUGGAAGAAAACGGCUACAAGACGGAGGGAGGUUAAUGCAGCCCUUAUAUUACUAUGGGCUGCUUUGUCUGGGAGGAACAGGGGAAGACGGAUGAUCAGUGGUGUGUAGUGCUUACUUUUUUCACUCGUGGGUGGCUCAAGAGUAGUCAUUAAUGCUGCAUUUAUACCUCGAUGCCCAGAAUUAUUUACUUCGCCCCAAAAUCUAUUUAAGCUUCACAAUUGCUGAUACAUUUUCACUUCGUGUUCAACAGUUAUUCGAGGUUUCAAGACUAUCAUUCGUGGUCACAACUGGUCCUAUCCUUUUACUCCGUCAUAUCGACGACACAGCGGAUACAGUCACCACCCUAGAAGUCAAGUUACACUUCCGUUGGGUUGAUAAAGGAGGGUGAUACGUACGUGCAUGUCGUGGAAACCCUCGUUGAUUUCCGCAAAUUUGCGGUGGUGGGUGACGUAUUCGUCGAUCUUGAGCUUGCCUUGCAAGUAGUCUGUGGUAAAUUACAUUGUUGAGGGUAUGAAUUGAAAGUACUGAAAAUCGAGUCACCUUCGACGAGACCAGGAAGCUCA
This is a messenger RNA of Suillus fuscotomentosus, 1977 nucleotides long. Its product is annotated as ACBP-domain-containing protein. The transcript is spliced from 6 exons. The coding region runs from base 167 to 1522 and encodes 451 amino acids. Gene Ontology annotation, molecular function: fatty-acyl-CoA binding. NCBI's taxonomy places the organism in Eukaryota, Fungi, Basidiomycota, Agaricomycetes, Boletales, Suillaceae. Gene Ontology annotation, biological process: fatty acid metabolic process. The record is from RefSeq and is a predicted model, not a curated record.